AUGGUGUCCCUGAGAUACGUACGGGAGCAGCAGGAGGCGGCGGUGCGGCGCGCGCGGUUCGAGGAGGCAAGACGUACCGGGAGUGCGAUGGGGGUGCAGCGGGCCCGCGCAUACGCGGCGCAGAAGACUGCGCAGGCGGUGAAGGUGCGAAACGACCUGCGCAAGCAGUGGGAGUGCGAGGUGCAGCAGCAGGCCGCCCUCAUUGACCGCAUCCUGUACGACGGACAGUCGAGGCUCGGUGAGGGGAUGCGGGGGGCGGCCGGACUUGCCGCGGCGCACCAGCAGCACGCGAGCGACGAGCUGGACGCGUGGGCGGCGGAGCACGCACUGGAGCGGGAGCGGCACCGCAUCGCCGUGGCCACAGAGCGCGUCACGCGGGCACUGCAGGAGGAGCCCCAUCGUGGCAUUGUGGAGCGCAAGAAGGCGGUGCGGGGGGUGGAGGAUAGACGCAGCAAGGCGAGGAUCGCGAGGCCGCUGCCGCGGCCGCCAUCCUUUGCCUCGCACAGCUCUCCGCUCACCGGCGCCCUCUCGCACACGGCCAUUGAGGGCACCUCCCCGCCUGCACCGGCUGCAACUGUGGUGAUGGCGGCCAGAGGAGGGGAAGACGCGAGUCCGGCGGCGGCGGCGCGCGGGGAGGCCGCUGCCGCGCAGUUUGGCGAGGAGCGCCAGCGAGAGCGGGCGAGUGAGAGGAGGGCGCUCCGGCAGGGUCAACGCGAGGCGGCGGCGCGGGCGGCGGCGCACUUGGCGAAGCGCGAGGAGGCGGCAAGGGAGGCACGCGAGGCGGCCCAGCGGAGGGCGGAGAACGCGGCGGCGCUUGAGCAGCGCAUUGCCACUGAGCCGCAGGAGGACAGGUCGAGGAGCGGCAAGGAGCUGGAGGCGCGGCGGGCGGCGGCGCUCAGGGCGCAGGAGGAGGCGGAGUUCGAGCAGAUGUUUCUCCGUGGGCCGCUGCCCCCCACCGAUGCCUCGACGGCCGCCGGCGACGCGGACGACGGCGACGCGGAGAUGCGCCUCUUUCCUCUCGCCGGUGCCGCGUGCCUCUUGCCGGGCGACGCGGAGGUUGUUGUGCAGCUGCGCCCGAGGCCUUUUCGCGUGCGCCCCGUCCCCGCGGAAGCGGCGUCGGAGGCGGGAAGUGACGCGCCAAGCGCGGAGUCUGCGGCGCCGCGGCCGACGCCGUUGUCCCCGCGGGCGACGUCCGCCGGGCGGACGCCGUCGCCGACCCGCACACCAUCGCCGACCCGCACGCCGCCGCACUCGCCGACGCCGAUUUCUUUGUCCCCCCCGGCAGCGAAGGCAGCCGCCGCACCGCCCGUGUCUCCCCUUGACGAGGCGCCGGGCCUGGCGCUGCACCAUGAGCAAUUCCUUCGCAACCUUAAGGCGCUGCAGGAUAAGCUGACGAGGGCCUCUGCCGCUGGCGCCGACGGCAGCGAGACGCAGGACGCCUCCGCCUUGCACGGGAACGUCAGUCUUAGCUCAAUGAGCUCUGCAGCCACGCCGGCGCGGCGCCCUGGCAAGGCGGCACCUGAGGAGGAAGAGACCGGCACCUCAAGCACCGACACCAGCGCCAACAGCGGCAGCGGCAAUGACAGUAGCAGCAUCAGCAGCGGUUCGUCCCUGUCAUCCUUGCAUUCCCGCUCGUACCCCACCAUGACGGCGGAACAACUAAAGGCCGCUUUGCUUCGACUGAAGUUGCGCAUGCGUUCGGUCUAG
This is a messenger RNA of Trypanosoma conorhini, 1707 nucleotides long. RefSeq lists its product as uncharacterized. The transcript has a single exon. The record is from RefSeq and is a predicted model, not a curated record. The coding region runs from base 1 to 1707 and encodes 568 amino acids. NCBI's taxonomy places the organism in Eukaryota, Euglenozoa, Kinetoplastea, Trypanosomatida, Trypanosomatidae.